This is a messenger RNA of Galeopterus variegatus (Sunda flying lemur), 2315 nucleotides long. RefSeq names its product pleckstrin homology-like domain, family B, member 2 (gene PHLDB2). The transcript is spliced from 15 exons. Bases 75 to 1982 code for a protein of 635 amino acids. The record is from RefSeq and is a predicted model, not a curated record. Gene Ontology annotation, cellular component: basal cortex. Gene Ontology annotation, biological process: regulation of microtubule cytoskeleton organization. NCBI's taxonomy places the organism in Eukaryota, Metazoa, Chordata, Mammalia, Dermoptera, Cynocephalidae.
UGGAAGACGCCCGGAUAGUAAUUCUGAACAACCUCGAGGAACUUGAACAAAAAAUCAAAGAUAUAAAUGACCAAAUGGAUGAAUCUUCCAGAGAGUUGGAUAUGGAAUGUGCUCUUUUGGAUGGAGAACAGAAAUCUGAAACAACUGAACUUAUGAAGGAGAAGGAGAUUUUGGAUCAUCUAAACCGGAAAAUAGCAGAACUGGAAAAGAACAUAGUUGGUGAAAAGACUAAGGAUGCCGAUCUGUUGGAUGUUGAAAGCAAACACUUUGAGGACCUGGAAUUCCAACAGCUGGAACAUGAGAGCCGUUUGGAUGAGGAAAAGGAGAACUUGACCCAACAGCUCCUGCGUGAAGUGGCUGAAUAUCAAAGGAACAUUGUGACUAGAAAGGAAAAAAUUUCUGCAUUAAAAAAGCAAGCCAAUCACAUUGUUCAGCAGGCUCAGAGAGAACAAGAUCAUUUUGUGAAAGAAAAGAAUAAUUUAAUAAUGAUGCUACAAAGAGAAAAGGAGAAUCUUUGUAAUUUGGAAAAGAAAUACUCCAGCCUCUCUGGGGGAAAAGGGUUUCCUGUUAGCCCCAAUACUCUAAAAGAGUUCCCUGCUGCUGCUGAUGCUGUUGCCACUGAGCCUGCCACCGCUGGGCUGGUGAGCCAGUCACAAAGUAAAGAGCAAAGAUCACCUGUCUGUUCUGGAUUUAUGUUUCCUUCCACCCUUUCUUCUCAUCCUAUCACUCAACCUCCAUCAGCCCCUUGGCCCGAAGUCAUGGCUACAUCUGUUGAUCCCUUCCCUUUAAAUGACACUCCUCCUCCUCUACCAGCUAAGAAACACAGAAGGCAGCAGCAGCAGGAGCAACAGCACUUUAGAAGUCUGGAAGAAAGGAAAAAACAGCAUAAAGAAGGCCUCUAUCUGAGUGACACUUUGCCUCGAAAGAAAACUACACCUUCCAUCUCCCCACAUUUCAGCAGUGCUACUAUGGGGAGAAGCACCGCCCCAAAGGCUCACCUGCCCCUAGGACAGAGCAACAGCUGUGGCAGUGUGCUCCCUCACUCGCUGGCAACCAUGACCAAAGACUCAGAAUCCCGGAGGAUGCUCAGAGGUUAUAAUCACCAACAGAUGAGUGAAGGACAUAGGCAGAAAUCUGAAUUUUACAACCGCACAGCAUCUGAAUCAAAUGUCUACUUGAACAGUUUCCAUUAUCCAGAUCACAGCUACAAGGACCAGGCUUUUGAUACUUUGAGCCUAGACAGCUCCGAUAGCAUGGAGACCAGCAUCUCUGCUUGUUCACCCGACAAUAUCUCCAGUGCCAGCACUUCAAAUAUUGCCAGAAUAGAAGAAAUGGAGAGACUUUUGAAGCAGGCUCAUGCAGAGAAGACUCGGCUUCUUGAAUCCAGGGAACGAGAAAUGGAAGCCAAAAAACGAGCUCUGGAAGAAGAAAAACGACGCCGAGAACUCCUGGAAAAACGAUUGCAGGAAGAAACCAGCCAGAGGCAGAAGUUAAUAGAGAAGGAAGUAAAAAUAAGGGAGAAGCAGAGAGCACAGGCUCGUCCUCUGACACGCUAUCUGCCUGUCCGGAAGGAAGACUUUGAUUUGCGGAGCCAUGUAGAGACUGCUGGCCACAAUGUCGACACCUGUUAUCAUGUAUCAAUCACAGAGAAGACCUGCCGAGGAUUCCUCAUCAAAAUGGGUGGAAAAAUUAAAACGUGGAAAAAACGUUGGUUUGUUUUUGAUCGGAACAAGCGAACAUUCUCUUAUUAUGCAGACAAGCAUGAAACUAAAUUAAAAGGAAUAAUAUACUUUCAAGCCAUUGAAGAAGUGUAUUAUGAUCACCUGAAGAAUGCUAAUAAGAGCCCUAAUCCAUUACUCACCUUUAGUGUCAAGACACAUGACAGAAUCUAUUAUAUGGUGGCCCCAUCUCCAGAAGCCAUGCGGAUCUGGAUGGAUGUGAUCGUUACUGGGGCAGAAGGUUACACUCACUUCUUGUUGUAGUGAACUGGGACGACAGUCCACUUCAGGGCAGACUGCAAUAAUCUCUAACAAGAAUGAAGCCAUAUUCGAUCCUAGAUGGAAAGACCCAGCAGACCCAUCCCUUUAACUGUAUCCUCUCAGAACUCCUUUGACAUUAAGGAGAAAUCAUUUGUAAAAAAGAAAGUAGCUUUAAUUCAAAGCUUGAUCAUAAAUAGCAAAAGAAUUAAAGCACCUAUGAGAAAGAAAUCACUAUUUUGAUAAAUAGCAUCACUUAUAGAAACAAUUCUUAUAAACUAUUUUUUAUCAAUUGUUGGUUUUGAUGAAAUAAACUAAACAGUUUAUAAAAUGUCUGUA